Messenger RNA from Penicillium verhagenii, 3405 nucleotides. It is a transcript of the gene clcA, whose product is annotated as putative C6 finger domain protein. The coding region runs from base 1 to 3405 and encodes 1134 amino acids. The record is from RefSeq and is a predicted model, not a curated record. Lineage: Eukaryota; Fungi; Ascomycota; Eurotiomycetes; Eurotiales; Aspergillaceae. The transcript has 4 exons.
AUGAAUCGUUUACAACCCGAGGGUCAUCAUGCGCAGGCUCCGCAUGGGCCCUAUGAUUCCUCAUGGCGUGGGCCAUCAUACCCUCCCCCCGGCCCUUCACCCUACGACCAUCAAGACCCACGCCGUCAAACACAACCUCCCCCAUCACCAUUUGGCCCGAUUCCGAACCGCGAGUUACCCCAGCUCCCACUAGAUGGACCUUAUGGACGCCCGAAUAGCAUCUCAAAUGGUCCCCCAAAUGGCCACCCAGGUCAUCCAAAUGGCCAUCCACCGGGCCAUCCAAGUAGCCACCCAGCUGCUCACCCAGCUGCUCACCCAAAUGGUCAUCCAAACGGCCAUCCAAGCGGUCAUCCAAACGGUCAUCCAAACGGCCAUCCGAAUGGACUUCCAAAUGGUGUACCACUACCAGGACCCCCGCACCAUGGUCCUCCAGAGUCUGUUUCCAUAAAUACCGGCUUUCGCCAACCGAUGGUUGGAUCCCCGCAUGAAUCUUCACCGCAAUCCGCUCCACCGGAAUAUCGCUCGCGUAUGAGUUACCAAUCGAAUGAAACACCCAUCCCAAAUGAAUCAACUCCACCCAUCUCUGGACCGCCCCACACUUCCCACUACGUUUCACCGUCGGCACAGGCUCCAGUUAAUGGACAAUAUUCGUAUGAGCCAGGUUACUCACAGAAUCCUGCGUAUGGAGCACGCCAGCAGCAACAGCAGCAGCAGCAGCAGCGUAAAGCGGCUCGUGCAACACAAGAUAAGGGAGCUCAAAGCAUCAUUGAUAGAUUGGAUAAACAUCACUUUAAGCAGGUGGAAACCUUGGAUAGCCAUUCUCACCAAAUUGCUAUAUCGGAAGCAAAGGCGCAUGACAGAUUUGCUUUAGCGGAAACAAACGCGGAUGCCAGAUUCGAAAAGUUGAAGGAAAUGCUUGAAAACCUUGACAGCAAUGUGACAAAACUUCUCAUGGGCACCAGUCCCAUGCCUAAGGCGGGGAUCUCACCAGAGAUACUUGAAAAGGCCCUCAAAAUCGAACCUCUGCCAAAAUCGCAGAUCGGUGACGAGAAGGCAUCUUUUCCAGCGCCAAGUUCAUCUUUCUCAGCACCAGCGCUAGUACCGCCAGUGACGGCCGAGGAACCGGCCUCUGCUGAUGAUGCGAAAAGGGAAGAAGGUAACGAGGGAAUGGGCGAAUUGUCGAUUCCUGUGGAACACACGACUGCGGCACACAAGCUUUUAAUGUGGCCUUCCAUUCAAAAUCUCCUCAGUCCUCACAUGUAUGACCCGGAUUAUGUGAUGGUCUUGGAAGAGCAGCGUGGCCUUAUCAGUAUCUAUGGACAAGGCGAGAACUCAUACACGGCUGAUGAUACACUACUGCCUUCGGAACUUAACAAAUAUGGCAAUGAUCAAGUGACGUCCGAUGGCAUAUCUAAACUUAUUGGCGAGCAUGCGUCGUCGAGUGAUGAAGGCGCAGAAAUUGACCGAUUCGGUUUUUUAAACCUGGACGCGUUGACCGCUCGUCGCUACUACCGCAUCUACCUUAACAGCCUACACAAACUUCAUCCUUUCCUCGACACGAAGGUGUUGACACCUCAAGUCGAAGAAUUCAUUCGGAUCUAUUGUCCCCGACUUUCUGACCCGAUUCCAACGAAUACUAUGUGCCAGGAAAACCCAGGUGCAAAACGAAAACGUCCCUACUAUGAUACAGAGGGUGUACGGGGUGCCUCUAUUGACCCUGCUACCACCAGUUCCCGGCCCCGUGUUGGGAAAAACAUCGAUAACGCCAUCGUUCUGUUGAUUUUUGCCCUUGGAUCCAUCUGUGAACACGCCUCGCCUCUACCGGGGCCCAUCACAGGGGAACGUAUCAAUUACCUUGACCAGUUUAUCCCUCCUGCCCCCGAACCUUUGCCACCACCCAAACCGAAUGCCAAACUGUCAAGUUCCUUUGGGGCCUAUUCACCAGCUAGCUCAGAUGCACCCAUCACACCUGCCCUGUAUGCGAACUGCUACCAGCCCCCGGGCAAAAACCAAUCAGUCCCCAUGUACCAGGAACCAGUCCCGUUAGUCCGCGACAGAUUUAACCUUUCAAGACGAGAAAUUUCUUCUUCCUAUGAUGAGUUUUCCCAUGCCAAGAAUCUUCAGGUCAUUCCGGGACUGGCUCUCUACGGAUACGCGACACAAAUUCUGGGACCCUUGCAAGGAGGAGUGGAAUUGGAACACGUUCACGCCGGGUUGCUCGCUGGUCUCUACGCUGGUCAAUUGGCUCAUCCAUUCCAAAGUCACGGCUGGAUUUGCCAGGCUGCUCGUGCUUGUCAAGUUCUUGUGCGACAAAAACGAUAUGAAAGGCUCGGGGAAGAAAGUCAUGCUAAGGACCUCUACAAUUUUGCCUACUGGACUUGUCUACAACUCGAGAGUGAUCUUCUUGCGGAGCUUGACAUUCCUGCCAGCGGGAUCUCACGAUCGGAGGGUCGGAUGAUACUACCCAAGGGAGAGCACACAAAAGAAGCGCCUGAGCCAUCUACGCCACCAGACCACAUGAUAAUGUUUUACUACUCGGCGCAAAUCCAUCUCCGCAAAGUCCUCAACCGCGUCCACACUGAUCUGUACAAAGUUGAAAAGCCCGGUCAAAAGCGGUGGUCGUCAAAUGUGCAAAAAACUCUCAGUCUCAACCUCGAUCUUUGGCGUGACAGCCUCCCAACAAUGAUGGGUUGGGAGGAUGAAGAUCCACCAGCCACGGAAAUCAAUGCCGCUCGCAUGAGGGCGAAGUAUUAUGGUGCUCGGUAUAUUAUUCACAGACCUCUUUUAUAUCAUGCACUCCACUACGGGAAUUAUGGUGCGCGCGUGGAAACGGGUACUGCGGGUCCUGCGGGAACUGCUACGGAUUCUCCCUCAAGCUCUGUAAACACCCAAGGAGCGCAGCAUAUGUCACCAUCCGUGACGCAAAACCCACGAUCCCAACCCAUGGCACGCAUCAUGAGUGAUAUCGCCAGUACGCCAAAUAACACGAACCCUUUCCCUAAUGGUUGGAAUCCACCCCAGGAAGGGGCCUUUGAUCUUACUCAGCAACUCCGCAUCGCCUGUAAGACUUGCAUCGAGUCUGCAAUCAGGAGCACGGAGGCUUUCGAUGGUCUUAAUGAACGUCUCGUAGUGACUAACAUCUUUGGAACUGCUCAUGCGCAAUUCGGUAACAUGCUUGUCCUAUCAGCGACUUACAUGUCCCGUCUCAAAGACCUCGUCGAUAAAGAAAAACUAGAGCAACUUCUUCGACGAACAGUGGAUUUCUUGUUGCGCAAUGUCAACAUUUCGCCAACGCUCCGAGCUGAUGCCAAAAUUUUGACGCAGAUUUAUGAGAAGAUCUUUGGCCCAGGCAGCUUCGUGCGUAAUGUGCCGUCAAGGCCACCCGUACACCAGCUGUACAAAUGA